This is a messenger RNA of Xyrichtys novacula (pearly razorfish), 27695 nucleotides long. The record is from the annotation of a GenBank genome assembly. Lineage: Eukaryota; Metazoa; Chordata; Actinopteri; Labriformes; Labridae.
UUGCAUAAAUUAAUAUUAUAAUUAUUUGUACAGACAUUAUUCAGCUUCUUAACAGCAAAUAUUUCCUAAAGUUUUGUUAAGAGAUUCUGUCUUAAGUUACCAGUAUAUAUAUAUAUAUAGACAGAUAGAUAGAUAGAUAGAUAGAUAGAUAGAUAGAUAGAUAGAUAUUUAAGGAUUUAUAAAAUUUCCAUUCUUUCCAACGACGUCACUACUUAACCCCGCCCCUCUCCAACACAACAAAACCAAAAUGGCGUCGUGCCCUAACAGUGCUCCGUUGUUGUUGUUGUGCUGAAGUGUUUGUUGUGUCUUUUAGUCUCUCUCAGUCCGGACUCACGGAGACCUUCACCCCCUGUGAGUUUCUCGGACCCUGAAGUCCACAGAACCCGCAUCUUUCUGAGGCUGCACGAAUCUUUAGUUUCUCCACAAGAAUUCUCAUCGACCAAUCACAGAGCACGCUGUUUGAUAAAGCGAAUGACGUAACUCGUUAUUGGCCAAACAGAGCCUGUGAAGGAGCGGAAGUCACGCCUUCGUCUCUCGAGCUCCGAACUGAACUGAAGCGCGGCGUGAGAAAAACCAAGUGAACCCGUCCGGACCGCGCUGCCUCCAGCCCCAGCAGGUAAGACCGAACCUGGUCCGGUUCGACCUUUUGGAUUCUUAGACUGGUUCUGCUGGAGCAGCAGGGUAACCGUAGAGGCGUUUGUUUUGUGUGAGAGCUCGCUGCUGCUGGAGGGGCGGUGCUGAGUCCAAACACCGCGGCAAAACCGGGUCUGCUGUCCGGUUCUGGUGACGCUGAGACCCGGGACAUGUUUGAACCGGUCUAACUGGACUUCUUGACGGUCCUCAGUUCAGACCGGGUGAUAUUUUACCUCCUGACGGGACAGGAACGCCGAACCGGGGGGAAAACAAACACAAAGCCUGGAGAGGAGCGCCCCCUGCGGCCACGGCGGGUCAGUUCACCCACGGUGACCCCGCGCUGCUGCGCGUUUAACAACUUUAUUUAAAAUGUCAACACGGACAGAAACACUAUUAUUAUUAUUAUUAUUAUUAUUAUUAUUAUUAUUGUUAAUAUUUUUUAUCAUUUAUUUAUUAUUUCUGUUUUCAAUAUGACUUUUACUAUCAUUAUUGCUAUUAAUACUACUACUAUUAUUAUUAUUUGUAUUAUCAUUAUAAUUAUAGGUGUUUUCAAUGUGACUAUUAUUACUACUAUUAUUAUUGCCUUCAAUAUGAAAAAUAAGUGUUAAUGUUAUGACUGUAGGAUGUUUGCAUUCUUAGCUUCAUCCUCUGUCAGACUUUAUUCAUAAUUUUUAUGUCUGAUUUAAGAUUGUCAGCAUAAAAACCUAAUUUUUUUCACACUCACACUGAGUUUACCCCAAACUAAUUUUAUUAUUAUUACUUUUAUUAUUGUUGUUGUUUUUAUUAUUAUUAUUAAUAUUGUUGUUGGCGUUAUUUUCAAUAUUAAUAUCACUAUGACAAUUGUUAUUUUUAUUGUUAGGACAGUUAUUAUUAUUUUUCAUAUUGUUGUUAUGACAAUUAUUAUUACUAUUAUCAUUAUUUUUAUUAUUUAUUAUUAUUAUUUUUAUUAUUACCUUCAUAAUAAUGAAAAAUAAGUGUUGAUGGUAUGAAUGAAGGAUGUUUGCAGUCUUGGCUUCCUCGUCUUAGUCAGAAUUCAUCAUUUUUAUGUAUGAUUUUAGAUUGUUACCAUAAAAGAAUGUUUAUCCACACUGGCACUGAGUUAACCCCAAUCUAAUUUUAUAUUAUAUAUAUACUGUUUUAUAUAUAUUCUUUGUUCAUGCAAAACACAAAAAGCAAGCUGCCGUAGAACUGACUGAUGCUAUGACCAAAGUGUAUCACUGGCUUGAGAGUUCACAUCUACACCUGAAUAUUUCUAAAACUGUCUGUAUGUACUUCUUAAAAACAGUAAGUAUCUACAAUCCUGAUGUAUUUGUAGAAGGUCGAAAAAUCAAGGUAGUUCAAGAAUUUGAAUAUCUGGGAAUCAUUCUGGAUGAACAACUUAGCUUUAAGCAGCAGAUAAAAAGGAUCGUGCACAGAAUGAGAUUUAACUUAUCGAACAUCAGAUUUAUUACAAAUAACUUGACUCCAGAAUGAUUAUGCCACACAUGCUUUAUUGCAUAACUAGCUGGGCAACAGCUUGUAAGAAAGCUCUGAAGCCAAUUGAAACGGUCUAUAAACAGGCCCUAACGGUACUUGAUAGAAAACCUUAUAUGUGCCAUCACUGUCUGAUACUGAAAAAACUUGAGCGACUAAAUUUUGACAACAUAGUAAAAUACAUGGACUCUGUAUUGAAAUUAUUUAUAGUCAGGCUCCACCUCCACUUCAUAAGUUUAUAAAAAAAAUCUAACCAGAGCAAGCUCUAGAGGUGACUGUGUUGUGCUGCUCAGGAAAAGUGUCUUUGGUCAAGCUGUAUUCUCCUUUCGUGCAUCGCAAUCCUGGAACCAAAUACCUAGCACCAUACGUGAACUCCCAACCCUUACUUCUUUUACUUAACAUCUCAAGUCAUGGCUGUUGGAAAACCAGACCUGCCAUCAAAAUCAAGUCUAAAAUUGUUUGUCAUGUGUAAUUGGCUAAUUGCUUUGGGGUACCACUCUUAAUUUGUUCACUGCACUGUACUGCACAUCAUGCAAUUCAAUGUAAUUUGGCGCUUAUGCACUUGUCGCUGUACUGUAGCAAAUGGCACUUUAAACAUCUUUAUCACAUGACACUCUAAUUAGCACUUCACGAUUCUCUUUUAAUCUUUUUGGUCCCCUUACUAUUGGUCACUUAGUUUUUAGUCUGUGUACGUUGUUUAUGUAUAUUAUGUGUAUGUUGUCAGUGUUUUACCAUCUUAGUCAUGUUGUUUGUACUUUUAACAUUAUUGCUUUUAUGUUUAACAUCAACCUGCCUUUGGGACUGGGGAUGGAAAUUAGCCAUUUGACUAUAAUCCCACAUAUUUACAUGUCAAUGUUCAUCAAUAUGUACUGAUCCCAUUUUUAGAAUUAAAUAAAUAGAAUUAUUGUUAUUAUUAGUUAUUUAAAUUUAAAAAAUACUAGUUACAGCCAACUGUGUGAUGAGGAUUUUGUCUCUGUUUUUCUCUGUACAGUCAAGUUUUCAAGAGUGUUUUAAGGUUUUAUUUGGUCACUGUGUGGUUACUGAGCUGAACUCAGAGUCCGUGUUUAAUUCAGAUAUACACUUAUUAACUUUAAUUAAUCUCAGCCAAUCACAGUGCAGAAGGACAGGAGCAAACACAACUCCAAUAGAUGAUGAUGAUGAUGAUGAUGAUGAUGAUGGGAGGUAGUGGUUGUAGGUGGAAUAAGAGUGAUGCUGACAGCUUCUCUUGGUUUCCAUAGCAACAUGGAUACAGAGUUGUUCAUGGAGUGUGAGGAGGAGGAGCUGGAGCCAUGGCAACAGGUGGACGACAGCGUGGAGGAAGACGAAAUGGACUUCAUGGAGAGCUACUGUGAGCCAGGUGAGACACACACACACACACACAUACACACACUCACAUUUACCUUCAAACUGAUGGGUCAUUUAGACCUCCCAGAUCAACCUCAGCCUUACCUGUGUUCUUUGUGUUUCUGUAGUGGAGGACUCUCUCUCUCCUCUGCCAGCCUCUGAGACUCCGCCUCCCAGCGCCCCCCCCCCAGCCUCACCUGCUCCCACGGGUAUGAAACACAUCGGUCUGAUUUUAGACGUCCUCUUCGAACAACCACUUCUAAUCUCUCUGUUUUUGUAUCUUCAGCUCCUCCCGCUCCUCAGAUCAUCUCCUCCUGUGUGAUCUCCACCCCCUCCUCCUCAGUCGCUCCUCUCCCCUCACCCUCGGCCCCAGCCCCGCCCCUGAUGGCGCAGGCUCCACCCCUCAUCCUGACGCAGACAGCUGGGGGAACCUUUCUCCUCCCAGCAGCCCCUGGGACAGGAAACACCCAGCCCAUCCUGCUCACUACACAGGUACGAAAUCAAACGCACCCUCUGUCUGUUUGUUUGUAUGGUUGCAUCUGAAUGGUCGGUGACUGUGCCGCUGACGUAUAUGAUGUCAUUCGAGUUCACACACUUGUAACCACGAGCUAUGAUGUCAUCUGUUUGUGACUCGACAGGGUUUCCCAAUGGUCAAUCACGGAGCUCCUCUGGUCUUGAACCUGCAGAACCUCCAGAACCUGCAGCCGGGUCAGACGGUUCAGCCGCUCACUCUGAUCCAGUGUACGACGCCGAGCAACCCCCCCCCCCCCCUCACACGAACCCGUUCGGACCUGAUCUGAUCAUUGAGCUCUGAUUUAACGUGUUACUGAUCAGAAAUCUUCCUGUCCCCACAGCACCCUCUCUGGGUCAGCUGGUAAGACCAAGUGUGGCCGUGUCUCCUGUCCUCCCACAGGGCCAGAACAGAACAGGCCCCGCCCCCUCAAGAGGCCAGCCUGGCUCCGCCUACACCACUGUGCAGCUGCCAACCACGCUGACCAUCCGCACAAGCACGCCGGGAUCCGGUCAGUCACCUGAAAUUUGGGAACAUCUGAUUGGCUGAUUAUUUUCAUGACCAACUGGCUGAUUGGUCGAUCAUUUUUUUUAACAGUUAAACUUCAGAUGACUCAAGUGGGCGGAGCUAACUCUGUGAAGCUGGCAGGUUCUCCCGCUCUCCCUUCAGGCUCAGCCAACGGAGUCUCCAGAUUCACCUCACUGAGUGCCGGUAUGACUUGAGGCUCUCCUCACACGAGGACGGCCCUGUAUUGUCUUGGCGUCGGCACCAAAACAUGUAUCGCUGUUUACACAUCGUAUUGUACAUAGGCUUAGUGCAUUUACAUGACAACGCAAAAUCCACGCAAAAUCCUUUAGUACAUACGCCCGGCCUAAAGGUGACACUGUGAAAUUGCCACAAAGCACAAAAAACAGAGAAUGCGCAUACAUACAGUACAGGCCAAAAGUUUGGACACACCUUCUCAUUCAAUGCAUUUUCUUUGUUUUCAUUACUAUUUAAAUUGUAGAUUCUUGUAGCGAUUUGUAAUGAGCCUCACAAGGCCGCACCAAAAUAAUACUGUAGCGAUUGGAAUUUAUAAUAAAUGUCUGAAGAUUAAUAAUCUCAAAUUAUGACAUUUAUGCACUCAUUGAAAGGGGCACCACCCACCCUUAAUGGUGGGAAAAUAAAGAAAACAAAAGUUUAAUUCAGAAAUCAAACAUCAAGUCAGUUUUAAUUAAUCAGUCUCAUAUCUUAAGUCGAAAUUCUAAUUUCAGGGACUCCACUUCUGGAAGAACACUAACAGACCAGAACUUAAAAAAAUAAUUAUCUGUUUAUUACAGGAUAAAUGAGGGUACAACAUACAUGCAAUAAAUGAUGAUAAGGUAAUGAAGAUAAAUAAUAAUAGGGAAAGACCUGAAGCAUCUACCGAAGAAGAAACGGAUCGAAUCAUGUUUUUUCAAGUGUUUUUCCCGCUAGUUGGUGCUGUCGGCGUCCUGAUUUUCCCUGGCGGAUGGUACAAACAGGUAAAUACUGCUUCUCUUUUUUGCAUCCAAGCAUGUCGUGUUUAUUUAAAAAAAAAAAGUUUACUCCGUUUUUUAGCGUUGCAGUUAUGACAGGCAAAAUCAGCCAGUACUUUAAAAAGCGACCUCGCGAGGAGGAAAGUCAAGAGUCCAGGUGAAACACAGCAGAGAAAAAACGUAACAGGCAGUUAAAAUGCUAUAAUUCAUGUUGGUGACAACGUGGAAAUUUGUGUCAGGUCUGAAAGUACUUCACAAGGGACUGGUGAUCGCGAGGGUCAGAAUGCAGGACAGGACGAGUCGGCGAGGCAAGGGUAAUUAAUUAAUUAGUUUCCAAUUAGGAGCAUAACAACGCAAAGCCGACUUGUACGUGGUUUUUAUUCCUCUUUCCAGAUCUUCUCAAAAACACAGAGCCAGUGGCUUUGACAAGCAGUGGCUCAAUCAAUUUACCUGGCUCAGGCAUACUGAAGAAGGCAUGCACUGCUAUUUAUGCCAAAAGCACUGUGCCCCAACACAGCAGGCUCCUUAGUGAGACAGCCAUCAACCAACUACAGGCUGGACACAUUAAAAAGACAUGAGGUGACAGCCAUUCACAAAGCAGCAGAAGAGAAGGAGAAAUAUAUUAAAGAUGGUAGUACCUAAAAAAACUAAUAAAGUUACAAAAAAUAAAUAACGUAGUUUAGAUAGUUUAAGAAAUAAUUGGUUGUCGUUUUGUUCUUUAGGGAGGACACUGCAGCUUAUACAUAUAUAUGAUUGAAAACACUAUCACUCUUCAUGUCUGUAUCAGAAUAAAAACAAAAAUACUUAAUGCAUGAUGAAUUGUUUUGUUUAAGGUGAAGACACCUCUGUGGAACAGACUGAAGGAGAGGCACUUGGAUGUCUGUUGUAAGGUGGCCGUUGAUGGACCAGACCAGGAGGCCUUGGACUACAAGGAGUGCAUGAGAAGGUUCUACAGAAUGAAAAAGAGGAGGCUGAAAUGUUCUGUCUGGUUGCGAGAUGUGUGGAUUAAGUGUACUUUCAAUUUAAAGUUGCCAGCUGAUUUGUGUUUAUAGUUUUAAUAAAUGAAUGCUUUAACGUAAUAAUGGUCACACUCUUUUUUGAACCCUUAACUUAAAGUAUGUUACCUGUAAAAGAAAGUGAAUCGGUUGAAUUAACAAAUACAUGCACGUCGUGGCGCAUGGUCAGGAUGGUGCCACCUCUGCCUCAAUUUUAGCCAGGAAAAACCCUGAUCAGUCUCAUAUCUUAAGUCGAAAUUCUAAUUUCAGGGACUCCACUUCUGGAAGAACACUAACAGACCAGAACUUAAAAAAAUAAUUAUCUGUUUAUUACAGGAUAAAUGAUGGUACAACAUACAUGCAAUAAAUGAUGAUAAGGUAAUGAAGAUAAAUAAUAAUAGGUGAAUAAAUAAAGAUUCUGAGUCAGGCUAGGAGCACUAAAGUUAAUGAUAGUGAGUGAAUAUGCGCUAACAUAUUAACCUACACUAACUUUGGUGUCGAGAUAAACUCGGAUGUGGAUUUGGAGGAAUCUAAGAUUACUAGAAUAAGUGGAUAUCUGAGUUAUGAACGCAUGAGACAGCACCAGCCCUCUUUGGAGCUCUGGAGGUUUGCAUACUUAAGUGAGACUGGUCCUUGGAGAAGAUGGAGCAGGUUCCGAAGGUCCGGGCUACCAGCGGGUUCGAGCGGUUCAGCUCAGAAGACGACUGAGGUCAGCCGAAGGAUGGGCCAGGAGUUGUAGCACUCGGGCCUAGAGUAAAGCUGGCGCCUGUGGAUGCUUGUUUGGGUACUUCUUUGGUCUCACUCAAAAACUCUGGCACAGAGGAUGACCUGGGCCUGCUGGGUUGCGUUCAGAGGUGACUUUCAUCAUGCAGAUAACUCAGAAAACGAGACUCAAGCAGAGAAAACUUUCAAAAAUGGCUUCGCGAAAUUAAAGAAAAAUCAAUCAAAGGCUUAAUCUUGAAUUGCUAUGCGCACAAAAAGUUGAAGUUUCAAAACUUGAACUAAGACGAUGUUAAAGAAAAUCAAUGUGAAGCAACACGUGGCGUAAAACUUAGAAGACUAAGAAAAAGUUCUAAGAGAAAACAAAGAAACGCACCACAGAAGGGUGUGGGCAGAAGAGAAAAAGAGGAGAAGAGUCAGCACACAAGAGAGUCAGCAGAAGAAGAGUGAGCAACCCCACUUCACUGGUUUUAUCUUCUCACACUGGGAGUGGCUGGCGUGUGUGUGUGAGGAGACAGAGGAGGGGUCGUGUGGUCUCCAAGCAGAGAUGAACUUGGAUCUCUGAUUAUAUGAUCUAACUUAUACUUUUGGCUGGUAAAAGAGUCAGAUCUGAUACUCACUCACUAUGAUUAAUAUCAUUGAAUGCUAGGUUUCAUGAUAAAUAAUUUGAUACUAAACACAUAUGAAUGAAGUGUAGGAUCACAUCAAACAUUCUCAUUAUGUUUUAAGUAUCACAUUGAACAUGCUAAAUUACUCUGAAAUGAAACAGAUAGUAACACAUGGAAACUGUGAACAACAAAAGAGUAAAUACAUGUGAAUGAACGUCAUCAUGAUUAAUAAUGGAUUCUAAAUACUCACAUUCAGAUUAUUCAAUGACAUUAUAACCACCUAAUGGUUAAAAAUACUAAAUAAACAUCUACAAUAUAAACCAAACAUUUCUAAACUAUUUCUGUCACUUAUAGUAAAGUUAUGAUUCAUAGUCGAUAAAUUUAACUCUUAAAAGUUCAUGAAACAGUCUGAAAGGUGUUGGUCUAAAGAACUAAAGAAUAAAGGAUUUAUUCUGUCAGAGCGAUAACUCGGCUUCUGGAGCACAUAGAACAACGGGAAACAUCUCAUUUUAACACAAAUUUCAUGAUUAGACAGAUUAGUACAUUGCUGAAUGCAUAAGAUGUCAGGAUCAGUCAUUUGUAUUCUUUCACCAAAGGAAUGUAGUCUUUAUCAGUGUAUGGUCGAGCAGGGUUUUACGACUGAGGUCUGGAGGUCAGUGUCCCCCCUUAUCCUGGGGUCCGUAUGUUCACACAGGUUAAUGUUAAUGGGUUGAGGUUAAUGUUUAUUUAGAUGGUCAGCAAAUGGAGUCAGUUUGAAAGGUAAUCAAAACUCUGUCUCUGUUCUCCGAAUCGACCAAUCGUGAAGAGUCAGAGGUUUAGUCAACCUCCGGUUGGGUCAUUUAGGUAACCUGAAAGUGUAAACACGUCUGGAAAGAUUUAUAUCCUGUUUCCUGGGACCAGAUAAGGAAACUUUCCUGUGAGGAAUGUGUAAGUUUCACACCCAGGGUUGUCUUGAUUGCUACAAUUCUCAAAUCUAUGAAUGAACACAUGUGGAAUCAUGUGCUUAAGAAAAAAGUGUGAAAUAACUGAAAACAUGUUUUAUAUUUUAGAUUUCUCAAAGUAGCCACCCUUUGCUUUUUUGAUAGCGCUGCAAACUUUAGCUGUUCUCUCAAUGAGCUUCAUGAGGUAGUCACCUGAAAUGGUUUUUACUUCACAGGAGUGCCUGAAGUAACCCUGACAAGGUACUUCUGCCAUCAAGAGCAAAGGGUGGCUAUUUUAAAGAAACUAGCAUAUAAAACAUGUUUUCGGUUAUUUCACACUUUUUUUAUAAGUACAAAAUUCUACAUGUGUUCAUUCAUAGUUUUAAUGCCUUCAGUAAUAAUCUACAAUGUAAAUAGUCAUAUAAAAAAAUAAAGAAAAGACAUUGAAUGAGAAGGUGUGUCCAAACUUUUGGCCUGUACUGUACAUGCUGUGCGUGUGACAAUGUGGGUUGGGGGGCAGGGAGGAGGAGGAGGGGUGCUAUGAGGUCACCGUCUUCUCCGGACUUAUCUAUUUACACCAACUACGGCAUGAAGACGAAUACCCAGAUAUCCACCUGCAGACCCGUUUUCAAAAAAGAUGCGGAGUCAUGGACAAAUACGCGUCUCCGUGUGUCAAUAUCACUAGAUCGAUAGUUUAUUUUACUGAUGUCUUACAAAUUCGUACUCGUGUAAAGACCACCUGAGAGAGUUAGAUCCUGGAUCUGUAGAGUGGGGGGGAGAGGCUCACACAGACACAGCUCCCUGGGAUUAAACACAAACAGAGGAGGACAUGAACACUUGGGAUGUCGAGAUUCACUGAUUCGUGUCGGCGGUCCGAUACAAACGUUUGCGAUGCAACUGCCCCGGUAGAUUUAAGGAGCGUUGGAUAUAAAUUACGGGUGAAUUUGUGGUGCAUCUCUUUUAGCCUGUCUUCACCGGUAAAUCUCGUUAAAUCGAUAAGUUCAUGUUCUAGUAUCUAUUCUCUGUCCUAUCCUCUUUUCCGAGGUAAGCUGAAUGCAUUAUUGCAUCCUCGGGCACUGACGCAAACAGGUGUUGUACACAACAAAUAUGGAAGCAAACAAGAACAACAGCAGCAGCGAUGAGAUAUUUAACGCACCAAAAAAGACACACAAAUCAAACAUGUGGCAAUAUUUCAGGGUUUCAAAUAGGGAUGUUCCCAGCGGUUAUUUUCACUGACGUUUAAACGACCAUUUUUUAAACCGAAUAUUCGAAUACAUGAAAAUUAAUUAACUCCCAGAAAAUAGUCCAAAUUGAGCACAUGUCGAUCUAUAUGGCCAGAUAUCAUCUGAAAUAAAUAUAAUGAGCACAUGAAAGCCAUGCUUAAAAUAUUAAAAUAUGUUACAGAAUCUUAUUUUAGCGCUGGAGAAUGACAUAAAGUACGUGAAAGAUCAAAGCAAUUAAGCUCCGCCCCGCUACGCUCAAGCCAAGCAGCCCGCUGCGUCAUCGGCCUGCCUCACACCAUAAGCACAAAAUGAAGAGUCUUCAGAGUCAGACAACAUCAUGUUCAACAACGUUUAUUUUCAACAUCUCUGACAGCAAAUCAAAAGACUCCCAAGCUUUGCUCUUUUUUCUCACCGACAUCGCUCUGGCUGAUCGCAUGUGUUUAUUCACUCUGAGGAAGUUAACCCACGAUGCCAUGCAUGCUGCAGGCCAGCGCUACGAGCCCAGAGCAGCAAGCCAGGCAGAAAGAGUCGCACGCAAAUGAUCCACACAUUUUAGCUUGUUUAAUGCACACUUUUAUUAAGACAUGACGGUAAAAACGUAAUUUAAAAAAAAAGAAGCAUAAACGAAUAUUAUUUACUAAACGGAUAGUAAGGACAGCCCCGUUUGCACGAAUAUCAGAAUAACCGCGCACACCCCUAGUUUCAAGCGAGGAGGUCAACUUAACAAGACGCACGCAAUUAACAAACAAUGCCGUGCGGCUAUUAAGUACUUCAUCAGCACAACGAACCUGGCAACGCACAUGAAAAGACGACACGGUGUGGAUACCUGUGUGGCUGCUCCUCCCUCCGCUGACAGUAAGAUGUGUUUCUGGUAAUAUUAUUUGCACAUUUCUAAUUCUGCAUUCACGGAAACUGUUUAACUGUGAAGUUUUAUACGUUUUGUAUAAUUAUAGAGACAGAGAACAUAAUUAGGAGUUCUUUAUUAUUAUUAAAAUUAAAUGCUCUGACUGUUCAGUCUUUUUAAAAAUAUGAUUUAUUGAUUUGCUCCAUAAAAAAAUGACCAAAAAUUAAAAGCAUCCCUCAUAUUAAUACAGAGAGUAAAGCAGGAUUGUGCUUUUCAGGUAAGAAACCUGAUGUGGAAAAAUACUCUCUCGUACACAACUGUAUUGAAUGAUCACAUAAUAUCAAAGUGAAUCCUUUAAUAAUGACGUCAUAUCAUUAUCAAAUCAUUUUUGAAUCACAUCGUAUUGACGGGAGCCUCAGUGUAUCGUUAAUGUUCCGAAUUGGUGGCGGUGUAUCGAGAUGCAUAUCGAAUCGGCCUCAGUGGUGGAAAAAUAAAUCUCUGCAUAUAAUCACACAAUACAAAUACUAUAAAGAUCAUGCCUACCACAAAGAACUGGCAUCUACAGGGCUGUUUGGUCUCAGAGUUCACUAGAAUCACCAAAGCUCUAAUCAGAUUUAUGACUCGAGUUCUUAGCACUACAUAGUUCCUGGAAAAACCGAUCAGGAACUUCUUAGAAAACUUAGGAACUAAAUGUGGAAGCAGAAAUCCUCCUCCUCCUUCUUCUCCACCUCCUACUCCUCGUCUCCUGUUUGAUUUUACAUGUCUGAAGGUCUGCAGAUCAAAGAUGGUUUUCCUCCUCCAGGUAAAUUCUUCCACAAAAGUCCAGAUAACAGAUUUCACUGAGAGUUUUCAGGCUUUUAUUGUGAAAGAGGAAGUUUACAUUUCAAAAAUCGCUGACUUUAAACUCAUGAUGCUACUACAUUGUGUUACCAUUGUUACAUUUCUGAGUGACAGUCUGUUUGUGUCACCUAAUAGCUCCUGGCCCCACCCCCUCUCUCACCACCGUCUCUCGUUUGACCCUGGAGCCCCCCCGGGUGGUGAUGAGCGUUGAGGAGUUUUACUAUGGGACGUUUCCAGGAGACCUGAGUCUGAGGAAACCUCAACCCCUGGGGAUCAAAGCGCCCACCUUUACCUGCCAGAUCUGCAACCACCUGGCCCACAACAACCUCAGGUGAGAGCCCAGAGCAACCACAGGACCUGAAUGUACCUGGACUGACUGGAUUAGCAUGCAAACAUGUAAAUUUUACUCUGUGUGUGUGUGUGUGUGUGUGUGUGCGUGUGUGUGUGUGUGUGUGUGUGUGUGUGUGUGUGUGUGUGUGUGUGUGUGUGUGUGUGUGUGUGUGUGUGUGUGUGUGUGUGUGUGCGUGCACACCUGCAGUAUGAUGCAGCACAUCGUCCUGCACUCGGAGCUGACCGGGACUGGACCGAUUGAGGGGAGGAGGUGCUGUAAGUUCUGUUACCGACAGUUCUCGUCUCCACAUCAGCUGAAGAGCCACCAGGACCAGGUCCACGGGUCCACUCUCACCUCCUGUAAGGAUACACCUGUUCUACUGGUCUCUCUAAACCAACCAAUGAAACCAGAACCAUGUUGAGCUCCCCAGACUCUUUUUUGUGGACAUGUGCACUGGUCCAGACUUAAGGUCUGAAUUUGUACCUUGGAUGAGUUUUGGAUGGUCUUGACUUGAAGCUCAGCGGUCUUACCUGUAGCUCAGACUAGAUGGUCUCUUUAAUUUGGGACUCGUGUUUUUCAGCUACUUUUACCCUCAAUUUCCUCCUCAUCAUGGGCGUCUACUAAUAGGUCGUAUCCUCUGAUCGUAGCUGAUUGUAACCAUUGAAGUUAACCUGUCAAUUUCCACCGGCUUCUUUCCGUUCCUCUGCGGAUCGCCGGACUCCACAGCUGAUCUCAAGAGUUCUAUUUUUUCCGGACGCCGGAGCAUGCCGGAUAAAUUUAGCACAGAUUAACCCGUGCUGGAAAGGAAGUCAGGCACAGACACAAAAUAAAAAAUCUGUCUUCUUUUCAAAAUAAAACACUCUGUGUUUCAGGAGGAUCGUAUUUCACACCAUGCAAACAGGCAGAGACGAACAAGUGAAAGGUUUUUAGACGUCAUUUCACCCCGAUGACACCAUUAAUGAGGAGAUGCUGAUUCUAGAAGUCUAGAAGUACAUUUCCUCCUCUGGAAGGACACAAUCUACUGCUUAUAUGUCUAUGUGUCUGUCUUUAUAGAGACAACUCGUUAUCGCAUGAUUGAACGUGAAUCCGCGGGUUCUUGUGAGUUCUCGCGAUUACUGUUGUUAGUGGUUCACCACGAAAUUCGCCUCAUAAACUGAUCCGGUAGGAAUUGGCGGACGGCGAAAAAUCGCCACCGUUACGGAUGCGGUGGAAAUUUGGGGUUGGAUGUGGAAUUACCCUUGGACUUGGGACUUGAGUGAGGACUCACCUGUCUCUGUUCCUUUUAGAUUGUGACUCAUCUUUCUUGGGAAGAUUUGGGAUCAGAUCAGGUUCUUAAUCCCCCCCCCCUCUCUUGCUCUUUCUCUCUUGCUCUCCGCCCCCUCCCCAGGUAUGUGUCGUAUCUGUGAGUGGGCGUUUGAGAAUGAGCCGGCCUUUCUGAACCACAUGAAGUCUAACCACAAACCAGGAGAGAUGCCCUAUAUUUGCCAGGUGAGCCUGACCUCUGACCCCGGCUCAGCCUCCGUGCUCAGGCCUCGUUAACUCAGGUGUGUCUUUCAGGUGUGCUCGUAUCGCUCAUCCUUUUACUCGGACGUCCUGCAGCACUUCACCAGUUUCCACAGAGACACUCGUUUCCUGCUGUGUGUCUUCUGCCUGAAGGUGACAAGGAACCCCGCCAGCUUCCAGCAGCACCUGUUGAGACACCAGGUGAGCUCAUCUGUCAUCAGACACAUAGAUACCUAUAAGAAAGGCUAGACGACUCUAUGAGGUGCAGUCACCUGCGUCCCUACACGGCGGCCAUCUUACUCCAGUCUACCAUUCUGGUACGCUCUGUGGUAGCUGACGGGAGGUGAGUAAUCUGUAUGAUCAAAAAUACCCUUAACUCGCUGAAAUCUUGACAGAUUUACAAAUGUUUUAGUUUAUUACAGACUUUAACAAUGUGGCUAUGAGUCGGGAUGCUUGGACAUAUUGAAAUGGAAGAUUUACUUGGAAAAAAAAAGAAAGACUUAAUCCUGAAGCACAGUUGUUUUACGUAUAUAAGGGUUAACUUUGAGUCACUUUGUCAAAGUUGAGACCACAAUCGAGAUUAUAAUUUCUUGCAUGGCAGCCUAUUUUUUAUUUAGUCUAAGUGUCAGUCUUUGUGGAUGUGCUUGUGUUUAUCAGCUGUCUAACUUGGCUAACAGACUCACUAUGAGUGAGACCAAGUACAUAUUACAAAGUUGACCCAGUAAUUUUACAUCAGUUAAAGAGGCAGAAAUGCUCUUUUGAUUCAACAUAACUUAAGUUGCACAUUAUUUCCGAACUGUUUGGUUUGUUAAAAACAUCUAAAAUGGAAACAUGAGGCAGAAAUUUAUAUUGAAAAUAAAUAUUUAUAUAUUAUUGUUAUAUGUCAUUAUAGUUAUCCCUAACAUAGAAAUAUUGCUAAUUUAACAUACAUGGAAUGUUUAAAUGUUUCAUAUAUAAAUGAUUUAAUAAAACUGCCUUGUGUGUGUAGGCCUAAAGCUAUUGCUCUACGUAUCUGUUCAAUGUUUAUUUAUGAAAAUCCAUGCUUAAAAUUACUCUUGAAUAUACAGGAACAUAACUAAAACUCUGAGGUUUGUUAUAAACCAAACUGUUUGAAAAUCUGUUUAAAAUUGAUCAAUCUAUCGUUAUUUAAAUGUUACAUAAACGGUAGACUGGAAUGUUAUGAGUGGGAGAGCUGCCUGAAACAAGAUGGCCACCAUGCACGGACGUUGGUCUCCAUUGGUUAAAAUCCUGUGUCAGCCAUCUAGUGUUUAUAUUUAUCUAUGGUCAGACACACCGGUCUGAUAGAUCCUGUCGGUUUGAAGUGACCUGCAGAGCCUGGAGUCAGGUCCCAACUACACAAAUGCGGAUAUAUUUCAAACCGCACAUAUUUAUGUCCGAUUAGGCCUCCCUACCACACCAAAAUGGGAGUUUGGAAUACUCAAACCGGAUAAAUCUGAAUCCGAAAAAACAAGUGGAGAAAUAAAAAAAUACCCGUAUAAGUGGAUUUGUGUGGUUAAACUUUUACGGAUCGAUGACGUCAAACCGCAGCUCGCGCAUGCGAAUUAAAAAGAAAAACAACAACGAUGGCGGACAUACAGGGUAUUCUUUAUGUUUGUUUUGCCUUUUUGGGGCUAAUUUCAGUCUUGCAAGUGAACCUUGUUUUAUACAAUUACAUCCACCAGUCAGCCAGCUCACAGAGGCGUCUGCUUUGUUAUAGCCGCCACACCGCCACAUGGACCCGACGCACUUGCGUAGCUUCCGCAAACAAUGCAUGACGCAUCACGCGGCUACGAUUCAUCGGCCAAUCAUGUAGCUUUGUUCCUGAAUUUUUUUUUAAGCGGCACCAGAUAGGAUUGAGUUUGAAGGCUACGUGUGGACGCAGAUAUUUUUGAGAACUAACACGUGUGGACAGAUACAUUUAUUUAGACGGGAGUACAAAAAUAUCCUGAUAAAUAAAUAUCCAUAUACGUGUAGUGCGGGCCUCAGUUGUCUCUUAUAUGGACUGCUGUUGUUGUACAGUACAGGGUAGGGCCCCCUGCUGGUCCCUGAGGAAACUGCAGGUGGACUGUGAGGACAUUAGAAAGAACAGGGACUCAACAGUGUGAUCCAUCUGUGUAGACGAGGUUUUCCUGCAAGAUGAUGGUCCAUGUGGUGUCGCUUGUUAAAAGGUUUAGAUGAGCGUGAACACAUAUCAUCGCUCUGAGGACUGAAAACAGCUGAUUGAUUGAUCAGUGGACUCCUAUUUUGGUAAAGGUCUGUAAUGUCAUGAGUCUGGCUGGUUCGUUCAGGUUGUCCUUCAGGUUGUAACUCUAACCACUGAGUCCAUGGUGACCAUGACGGCUGUGUAUUACAUGUGUGACACUGUCGGGUAUGGAGUCAGCUGCGCCGAUGUCUGUGGUUCUGGUCCAUGAUCUCUCUGUGGUUCUGUCCCCCCUGCUCAGGUAAACCAGGCCUUCCACUGUAACAGGUGUCGUCUUCAGUUCAUCUACCUCAAAGAUAAGAUGCAGCACAAACAGGAGAACCAUCGCAGUUUCAGACGACCCGCUCAGCUGGAGGGGCUGCCGCCGGGGUCAAAGGUCAGCCCACCUUUCAGCCUCCAUGACUUUCAGAACCACUGGGACCUGCUGUGACAGUGAUGUGGUCUCUCCUCGUGUCUCCAGGUGACCAUCAGGACCUAUGGGAAGUUUAGACCGCCGAUGACAUCACCGGUGCACAAGCUGCUCCACAGCUCCUCCCCCCUCAUCCAGCCAAUCAACAUCAAGACAGAGCACCCCAAGUCUCUGAUCCAGAGGGGUCCUUCGUCCUCCAAAAACCCCCGAUCCCCGACCAAGAGGUCCAUGAACCGCAGAGUCAACAUCAACAGGUCAGGCUGAGAGCUGUGGCGUGGUUUCUCCUGAAGGGGGCGCAAAAGGAUAGGUCAGCUAGCUCAUGAGGGCUGUGACGAAAACCUGAUACUGGGACAGAGGAGUCUGAGGUCAGCUGACUGUGCGGUCCCAUCCCUGAACCUGCCUGUAAACUGUCCCCCGUAUGUCUGUCCUCCUGCAGGACUUCCUUCUUCGAGGACGAGCGCCUCAUAUGUUUGGAGUGUGGAACCGAUGCCGCCGAUUUCUCCGCCCACUACCCGACACACGUCCGCUGUCUGCUGUGUCCGUACAGCAGCUGCUGCUCCAGAGCCUACGCUGCCCACAUGAUCCAGUAAGAGCUGCAGGGGUACUCCCACUACUGCAGGAUCACAGUACUACUACAGAAUUACAGUACUAAUGCAGUAUUACAAUACUACUGCAGUAUUACAGUACUGCAGUGUUACAGUACUACUGCAGUAUUACAGUACGACUAUAGUAUUACAAUACUACUGCAGUAUUGCAGUAUUACUACAGUGUUACAGUACUACUGCAGUAUUACAAAACUACUACAGUAUUACUGUAAAACUGCAGUAUUACAGUGCUACUAGAGUAUUACAGUACUACUGCAGAAGUACAAUACUACUGCAGUAUCAAUGUACUACUGCAGUAUAACAGAACUACUGCAGUAUUACAGUACUACUGCAACAUCAUAGUACUACUGCAGUUUAACAGUACUACUGCAGUUUAACAGUACUACUGCAGUAUGGUACUACUACAGUAUUACAGAACUACUGCAGUGUUACUGUGCUACUGCAGUAUUACAGUACUAAUACAGUAUUUCAAUACUACAGUGUUAUAGUAUUACUACAGUAUGACAAUACUACCGCAGUAUUACAAUACUGCAGUAUUACAGUACUACUGCAGUAUCACAGUACUACUGUAGUAUAACAGUACUACUGCAGUAUAACAGUACUACUGCAGUAUUACAGUAACACUGCAGUAUUACAGUACUACAUUAUUACAGUACUACUGCAAUGUUACAUCAAUACUGCAGUAUUACAGUACUGCUGUAUUACAGUACUACUGCACUAUUACUGUACUACUGCAGUCUUACUGUACUGCUGCAGUAUUACAGUACUAAUACAGUAUUACAAUACUACAGUGUUAUAGUACUACUACAUUAUGACAGUACUACCGCAGUAUUACAACACUGCAGUAUUACAGUACUACUUCAGUAUCACAGUACUACUGCAGUAUAACAGUACUACUGCAGUAUUAUAGAACUACUACAUUAUUACAGUACUACUGCAAUGUUACAUCAAUACUGCAGUAUUACAGUACUGCUGUAUUACAGUACUACUGCAGUAUAACAAGUCUUGCAGUAUUACAGUACUACUGCAUUAUUACUGAACUACUGCAGUCUUACAGUACUACUGCAGUGUUACAUUACUACUGCAGUGUUACAGUACUACUGCAGUACUACAGUACUACUGCAGUUUUACAAUACAGCAGUAUUACAGUUCUACUACAGUAUUACAGUACUCUGAUAGUAUUUACCCAGGCUGUCAGCCGCGUCUCAACUGACUGUACUGCAGUGACACCCAGAAUUCUGGGCAAUUUUGAGCAUGUUAACUGAUGAAAUGAUGGUUGUUGUCAUUGUGACUCUGAUUCGUCUUCUCUCUCUCUCUCUGUCUGUCUUUUUCUCUCUCCCCCUCUUCCUCUCUUUUUCUCUCUCCUCUUUCUUUCUCUCUUUCUUCCUCUCUCUCUCUCUCUCUGUCUUUCCCUUUCUUCCUCUCUCUCUCUCUCUCUCUCUCUCUCUCUGUCUCUCUCUCAUAGUCACCACGUGCCAAAAUCCAAACACGAAGUUCUUCCUCUGCACAGACUGCCUCCACCAUGGUGAGAGCCCCUCAAACUCAUCAGUCUCAGAUCAUCUGUCCUACCUAGAAAAACCAUGAACACGCUCAGAGUCCACAAACCUCAACAAUGGCUCUAAAACAGUCCAGAUGCUGGUACCUGAUCCAAAAUUACAGAACUUGGUGGUUUUGAAAGCCUCCUGAAAAACUCUUCGUCUGGAUGGAUGCAGAUGUUGCUCCUAAACCUGGAGAUAAUGUCUAGAACUGAGGAUGCAGUUUCUGUGAUAUCCAGUUCUUUGUUAAAAGGACAACUGGACUUACUUGAGACGUUUCGCGAAACGUCUCAAGUAAGUCCAGUUGUCCUUUUCAAAUGAGUGUUAGAUUUUGAUCCAUCAGACUCUAGAACAGUUCAGUCCCCUCAGUCCACCUUAAACUGGUUCAGGUCCAGAGAAGUCUCAUAACCUUAUUCUGUGUGUGUGCGUGUGUGUGUGUCAGCGUGUACGUGAUGUGUUGCUCGGACUGUAACUUCAGGCCUCGCUCAGCUGACCAGAUGGCUGAACACCUGCUGACAAACCCGGAUCACUACAGCGCCACAUGUCGGCCCCGCAGUAAGUUUGUACACACACACGUUGGCAGUUUAUCGUAAAAACUGUCACGUUCAGGGUGAAACAACGUAGGGAAGGACACAAAAUGCAGAAGAAAAAUGAUUUAUUUCAAAAUGAACUAAAUAAAAAGCAACAAAAACUUAGUUAUAAAAUGUCCAACUCAAAAACCCGAAAGGGCAAAAACCAACAGAAGACACUGGAGACACUAAGACAUACAUUCACAAUGAACUAACAAAGAAACAGGGGAAGACAAGGACUAUAUACACACACAGGGAAAUGAGAGGCAGGUGAGACACUGAGAAACUGGUGAGGACAAUUACUGAGGAGGGAAAACUAAGGAAGUAAAACAAAACUAGGAACACAGAGAAUAAACUACUUUAAAAUAAAACAGGAAAGACUGAUAAUGAAUAAAACACUGAGUACAUCAGGGAACUGGGGUCAGAUACAAACUGAAAACUCACAAGACUAGACUACAGGGGAACAGGAACACUAGGGAAACGAAACACUAGGAAAAAAUCACAAGGAAAAUACACUGAAAUCACAAAACCAGGCGAAAAACUAAAUAAACAGAACAUAUGACAAAAACAGGCUCCUCCAAUAAUAAACGGUCCAUAAUAAGCUUUAUUGAGAGUGAUUUUAGCAUCUGAAACAACAGUAAAAUAAAAAGAUAAACAGAUAAAAAGGUUUUGAUUUUGAUCAUGAGCCCCCACCACCACCACCACCACCACCACACACACACACACACACACACAGAUCCUCCUUCCUGCUCGCCGUCCAGCUCAGAGUGAACUCUGUCUGAGGUCACCCUGAGCUGAAGGAGCUGCAGACUGAAUCCCUCCCUCAGCUUUACGUAAACAUGGGAACACAAAUAAUAAUCACUUUACAUAAACAAUACAACCUCCUGACAUAAUUCCUGUGCUUUUCAUAAACACGUUUUUGUUAGUAAUCUGAUGUGAAUUUCUGGAGUCUGUAAAUAUGAAACUUUCUAAAAUAAACACAUCGUCCUGAAUCUGUCAGCGUCCAGCCUGACCUCUGAGUGACCCCAGACCAACAAAUCAAACAUCGACAGGACGGUUAGAGUGAACUGUCCCACUGCUGCUGCUGCUUCACGCAGAUGUGUUGCUCCACAGCGUGGCGAGCGUCCAGCUCUUGGCUCAGACUGAGCUAAAGAAAAUAAACCUGACCCGAGUGGGGGUUAACCCUCAUUCCUCUCAGACGCCGUGCAGUCGAGGAAACAGGAAGAGAGAAAAAACGAACAAUGUGAUUACAUAAAGUUUCUGUCAGGAUCUGAGCCCCACUUACAGGAGAUAACUGUAGGUUAACACCCCUGAGAUAUCAUCUCCAGCUGCAGGACUGGCUCAGCGCCCAAACAUCCACAGAAACAGACUUCCUGCAAAUCCUUGAAAAGUCUUGAAAGGUCUUAAAUUGGAAUAAUUGGAAGAUUUUAAGGUCACAACACAUCUAACUUUGAGCUUCUAAAGCUCUAGAUUUUUGAUAGGACAUGCAUUUUAGGGUGACCAUAAGGAUCUUAUAAACAAUUAUUAGACACUUUGCACCGCUCUGUCAUAUUUCUAUAAAUGAACUAGGAUGUAGAAGUUUGGGGGGCGCAUACAGGACUGAUACCAUCCAUCCAACUCACUCCUUCUAGUCUUUAAGUAGGACACACUCAGAAAACAGUCAGAGCCUCUUAAACUUGGUUAAACUCGAGUGAACUAACCCCAAACAGAAGAGAGGAGGAAAGAAAACCAGAACAUUCAAGGGCAGGAAAAAAAUUGGCGUUAGGACCAAAAACACGGGGGAGAAAAGGUUGGAGGAGGGAAACAUGAGGCAACUCUGAAAAUAUGUAAGAACAGCCUGGGGUCUUAGGAAGUCUGAUAACUACAGCAGAAUAAAGUGAGACAGAGGAGAGGGUGAGGAGAGUCAAGAUGUUUGGAGCUUAAAAGGAUUUUAAACUAAAGUCUUAAUUGGAUUUUAAAAAGUGUGCUGAAUACUGGAUCAGUAUUUCCACACUGACCCCCCUCCGGCUCUAAUGCAGAUCUGAUGGAUCAUUAAUGAGUGGAGACAAACUCUGGAGGGGUUUGUGUCUGAGACUUGUGUGGUGGUCAGGCUUGUCAGUUUCAGUGUCAUGUACGAGCGUGGACCCCCAUCAGAGGAAUAUACCUGAGAGUAGAUGAUAACUGUGUUGCCCUACUAGGUUGUCCUUGUCUCGUCCUUUUACUACCUCCAACAGCUCUCACUCUAACGUCAUCGCUAAGGGCUCAGACCGACCAGAAACCAGGUUCUGAGCACGAUGUGGUAAAAGUAAACUCUGGUCGGUGGUGUCUCAUGGUGUGACUGAUUUAGUUUCUACAGGAUCUUUGAUUGUUUCGGUAAACUUUGAUUGUAAAUGUCUCGUUUUUGUUUUUUAACCUUUCUUUCAGCCUUCACCGAUCCAGACAUCCAGUUCUUGGACAAUGAAGAGCAGCAUCUCUCAGAGGAGAAGGAACCAGGCCGGAACAAGGAGCUGCCUGAUCCGUCAUGGAAGUCAGCAGACUCUUGGAAAGAUCCAACAGACAGUGAAGGUGAAAGUGCCAAGUCCUCCAUCCUGCCAUUCACUCAGAGCAGUGGACCUCAGCACCACCUGUCUAGGAACUGUGACGCCAUUGACUACUUCAACCUGCUCUUCCCCGCUACGCUCAUCGAGCUGAUCACCAACGAGACCAACGCCCAUGUCAAGACCUGCCAGUACCUGGGCACUCGCACCUCAGAGUGGGUCCCUGUCACCACUCAUGAAAUCAAAGGUUUCAUUGGUCUGGUCAUCCUGAUGGGGAUCCAGAACCUUCCUGACCCAGCACACUACUGGUCCUGGAGUCACUAUGACAACAGCUACACCUUCUACCGCGCCAUGAGCUACAAACGUUUCAAACAGAUCGCUGACAAGAUCCGCAUGGGGAGCUUCGCCACAGAGGAGCAUCGGGGCACCAGCAGACCCCGUGACUCUCUGCACAUCUUCAGACCGAUGCUGGACAUCCUGAGCAGAGCCAUGUGGAGCACCUACCAGGCGAACUGCUGCCUGACCAUCGACCGGGCUUUGCUGCCCAGCCCAGAGGAGGAGGGCUGCAGUGCCAAAGAGAAUCCAAAGACUCAGCCUCAAGUGUGGCUCCUCUGUGACUCCAAGUCCGGCUAUUGCCAUCGCUUCUUCAUCCAGGUGGGGGAGAAGACGGGCCAGGAGCGUGGCUUCACUGUGGUACCUGAGCUGGUGAAAGGUUUGGAGGAAAAACACCAUCAGCUGUACCUGGCUAAUACCCUCACAUCCAUCCCCUUAAUGCAGAAGCUUCUAGACCAGGGCAUCUACGCCUCCAGCUCCUUCCCUCCACCCAACCCCAUCCUGCCCAGAGAGCUGUGGGAGGAAGGUCAGCUGGAGAAGGCAGGGGACUUCCUGCAGAAGCAGUGUGGUCCGCUGCUUGCCACUCGAUGGAGAGACACCAAAGAGAUGGGCUGUUUGUCAACCAACGCAGCUGCAGGGGAAGCUGACACCGUUUGGAGAAGAUCCCAGACCAAGGUGGGUGGCCUCGACCCCAUUAACCGGCCUAUGGCUUUCCGCCUUCUGCAAGAGAAUAUGCGAGGGGUCGACAUCUGCAAGCAGCUGCUGGCCUGCAACCCUCUGGGGGGAGUCCCUCAGGACAGACACUGGCGUAGUCUCUUCUGGUUUCUUGUGAAUCUGAGCAUCGUGAACGCCUUCAUAGUGUUAAGAGAAAGCCGCAAGGAGAACCCGCCCCCCUGGGUGCAGGAAGGCCUUUUCACUCAGGUCAACUUCCGCAAACGUUUAGGGAACCAGCUUGCCAAGUGUGCUCAGAAGUACUUUGAAAACAUGGAGAUGGCCAGCUCUCGAGCAACAAGGUCAGAGGUUUCUGAGGAACCCGUCAAACAGAGACACAGGAUGGUGAAGAUCAGCAGCAUCUCCAAGAGGUGUAAGAACUGCAACUCCAAGAACAUCCGCCGUGAGAGUGUGAACGGCUGCGCCACCUGCAAAGUCAACUUGUGCAAAGAGCCAAGCUGCUUCUGGGAGUUUCAUGGUCUGUCUCCUCAGAACAGAGGUCAGUAUUUUCUCAGGCUGUAGCAUCUUGAUCACAUUUCCGCAGAACCUAGCGUCUCAAUACCUUUAAAGACUUGAUAGGUCUUCAAAAAAAAUGUAGUUCCUGUGUUCAUGCAUUUGGUCAGAGCAAAAGGAAAACGACUACUUGGGACCUGGUUCUGAAUUUUUGAAACCCCAAAACCUGAAACUCGAACCAUUAAUAUUUGAGCCCAGAAAUACCUUGAUGGAGUCUCAUGCAUGACGUUGUACCAGGUCACAUUUAAAACUAAUCACUGGUGCACAAACAUAAAUCCAUUAUCAAACAAAGCUUUUUAAUAAAAUCAAAUUCCUGUCUUUGUUCAUCCCUCCAAACUCUGACCACUAAAAAACAAAGUCAGCGCAGGCAUCGGGGUCAAACUGACAGGAAAUAAAGUCGCUCAACACUCAUUCCAAAAAGCUGAAAGUUUGGCUAAUUUGGGACCCAGCUCCAGAAUCAGAAUCAACAUCAACAGAAUCAACACAACAGCCAUCACUCAGUUCAUUUACAUGCACAGUUUAAUCGGACUAAUCCCAUAAUUCUUUUUUUUCACCGAAUCAGACUUCUCUCCUUGUCCGCGUAUACAUACAGCUGAGAAAAUCAAAUUAUUGACGUGAACAUGUCCUCCUCUCCAAAACUAGGGGGCAAUAUGGGUGUUUUCAGCGGCGCUGUUUCCGACCCCAUGCACACAUGCAUUGUCCAAUCAUACUCCAACUACGCUGGUUACCUGGUAGAGAAAAUCGAAUUUCAACCAUUAUCUGGGUGUCUUGAUCGGAGUUCUCCGACUCCAAUCAGAGUUCUCAAACUCCGAUUAUAGUCAGACCAAGGUGUUGACAUGCACUUCAGUUGUCCGGUCUUAAUUGGAGUAAGGCAAUAAUUUGGAGUGAGGAGGCAGAAGGCCCACAUCAGUGAGGGACUUCAUAUUGUGGACUUGUUAACACGAUAUUAUCAAGAUAAUUGUGGGUUUUAAUUGUUAUUAAAUUGUUAUUGUGUAAUUGUUAGCUCCUGUGUAUUUUCAUAAUGUGCUGUCAGAUCUGUCUGUGUCUGUGGAUACUUUAGUUUUAAUUCCAUGUUUGGUGUCUUCACAGUUUCCACUAAAAUUGGAUUUAUCAAGGACAUUAAAAGGUAAGACCGAAAAUUUCAUAUUUGAUUAUCUGUGAGUUUAGAUGAGUUUGGUGUGUGAAUGUCAGAGCUCUGAAUCAGUUAUGAGUGAUGUGUGUGUGUGUCGGGGUCCCAAUGUCUGACAUAUUUUGGUCUUUCCUGUUGCCUUAUAUGGUCAUCAUGUUUAUAUCUUGUUCUCUGUGCUGCAGCGGUGCCAUUGAGUUUCCUGAGCCCAAGUACAACCAGUACGAUGCCAUGGCUCCUGUGGAGGACUUUGACUUUUCGGACAGUGAGAAGCUGGAAGAUCUGGAUGACAUGGAUCCAGAAUGUGAAGAUGUACAUGAAGAUAACACAGAAGAAAAAAAUUUAAAGUCUCAUCUGCCGUCAACCACAAACACUCCCAUCCAGCAGGCAGCUGUCCUGCCCUGCUCCAAAGAGCGGGAUGAUCUCCUGACCGCCCGUCAGCUGAGGAUCGCAUUAUCAGCUCUGUGUGACGGUCUCCACCAGGCUUCCAGGGUCUUCUCUACGGAGACUCAGCUAAUCCGGACUUGGCUAAAGGAGGCCAGGAAGCGUUUCAAGUACACUGAGCAGGAACAGAAAGUCCAGUCAGGUGGUGAGGACCGCAUGGUGGGCUGGGUGCUGUCCAUGCAUGAACAGCAGCUCCCCAUCACUGAGAGCAACCUUUUCCACAAAGCUUCCACCCUGAGGAAGAAGGGGGGCUUCAGUGACUCCUUCCGGAUCUCCUACGACUGGGCCGUGAGCUUCAUGAUGCGCCAUCAGCUCGCCCCACUGAGUGUCAGUAAGGCGGCUUCACUGGCCCGCACCCUGCCUCCUCCUCUGGAGGCCAAGAUCAAGACCUUCAGGGAGUUUACCAAGAGGGUCUUCCAGGACAAGAAGCUCUCAGACAGGACUGUAGCUGCCAUGGAUGAACUGUCUUUCUUUGUGGAUCUGAGGUUGGUUCAGGACAAGUCCUGUCGCUCAGAUGCUGUCGAGCUCACCGGGUCCAUCCCUCUGGUCACCGUGUACCUGACCAUGCUGGCAGAUGGUACCAUACUGCCGUCUUUGGUUCUGUCCAACAGGCAGCUUCCUGCCAAAGAGCGACCUGAGUUCAUCCUGCUGGAGGCCGGCUCUGAGAAUCUGACGGUGGACGAAGCCCUGGAUCUGUGGUCUAAACAGGUGUGGCUCCAACACGUGUCUGGUUUCACUGAGCCCAGAAAAUCUAUGCUGGUCUUGGACCGUCACCGGGAGCACAUGGGGGAACCAUUCCUGACCACCAUCAGCGGAUCCGGGACUCUCCCAGCAGUGAUUCCUGGAGGGUGCUCGUUCCACCUGCAGCCUCUGGAGGUCUGCAUGAAGCCGGCUCUGCAGAGGUUCCUGCUGUCCCGAUGGACUAAGUUCACCACUGGAAACCCUGAAGAGCUGGAGGAGACCUCACCACACCAGCUCCAAGAAAAUGUGGCCCAGCAGCUGGUGGACUGGCUGGAAGAGGGCCUGACUCGCCUGAACAAGCUCCCUCAUCUGUGGAAGAAAUCCUUUAACCUGACAGGCCUCCUGCCAGAGAGGAGAGAAGGAGAAGAGGAGGAGGAGGCAACAGAGGAGGACAAGACCCCCAAUCAGAACCUAAAAGACAUCCAGCUGGACCUCCUGAAGACACUUUUAGACACCCUACUGGGGCCGGAUGCUUUGGAGGAGGAUUCUCCUGGCAUAUUUGAGCAGGAGGACACAGAAGAGGAGGAAGAAGUACAAGAUGGAGGAGAGGAACCGGAGGUAUCCAAGGAGAAGGAAAUAGAGAGGAAGAAGAUAAAAGGAGACAAGGAGAAGAUAGAUGAGAAGGAGAAGGAGGGAGGGGAGGAAAAACCUCAGAAGGAGACAGACAAAGACAAAGGAGAAGAAAAGGAGAUAGAAAGGGACAACAUGGAGACAGAGGAGGACAAGAAAGAGGAGGGGAAGAAGCUUGAGGAGGACAGUGAGGAGGAAGGAAAGGAGGUAGAAGAGGACAGGAGGGAGGUCAACAAGGAGAGGCGAGAGACCAGGAUAGUGAUAGGAGAGGAGGUCGGGGAUGAAUGGAAGAUAACGGUGAAGAGCAGGACUGAAGGCGUGGAGGCGGAGGGCGGGGCCAACAACAGGAUGGACGAGAGCUAGCCAGGAAAGAGAGACAUGUCCACACCUGACCGGGGUGUCCUUCAGAGAGGACAUCUAGGUUUGAGACCAGGGAUUGCAUUAAAGAAAGUACUGAGAUACCAGAUCACCCACAAACUGAAUCCACCAAUGAGGAGAGGAUCCAGUCCAGCAGACCUUACUGUAAGGUACUUGCUCUGGGUCUGAACAUGGACACGGAAACGUUUUUUUGGUGACAGUGGGUUCAACAAGUGUCUGAGACGUUCUCAGACUGAUAAUGGACCUCAUGUCUGUGUCGUUGUUUGUCAUAUUUACAGUGUUUAGUUUUUGUUUUUUUGUCUGACGGUCUUUCUUCCUGACCUCCAAGUUUAGAGGGAGGUCAAGGUUCAUCCUCAGACCAGCUGAUCAGCUUGGACUCACCUCUGGAAACUGAGAACGUUUUAGGUCUGAUGUGGUCAGACCAGGUGCCCUGAUACACCCUGAUCCCAGACGGGCCCGGUCUAUUCCAGGCUGAUCAAAGAAAAUCAACGUGAACAUUAAACCCUUUGACUGUCACAGACUAAUAUCUGGAUAUCCAGAGUAUCCGACCGUUCGUGUCUUCCCUGUCGACGGUGUUGCUGUUCUGGGAUCCUGAUAGUGUCUCAAGAACCCACAUGGUUUUGAGAUCUUGGCUUUGCCCUCUUAUGUCUCAGUUAGUACUCUAGUGAGGCGGGGCACAUGUAGGACAUGGUGCGCACCUUUGAGAUACAGGAUGAAGGGUCUAGGUGAACUAAUGCCGGAUUUUUGUGCUGCUGGUCAGUCUGUUGGAUGUUGGGUGACCAAAACUGUAGGGGACACAGUGCACAUCAGGCCAAAGUCAGUCUUUGACUUCAUGGCGCUGUGAAUCAGAGACCCAGUGGGACUUGAACUCAUGAGGAACCGGUACAGUAAAACCAGGACUGAGCAGAGACAGAUAGGGGGGACACUGAGAUUUGGUGGAGACUGAUACAGAGAGGUCUCCAGUGGUUCUGGAUCCUGGUUCUAUCUGGUCUUUUCUUUCAUGGUUCAGUUUAAACCUCAUUAGUGGACGCAGCAUCUAUGAUUUCCAGUUCUUCGUUGAAAAGACAACUGGACUUACUUUUAGUAAGUAGCAGUCAGUCCAGUUGUCCUUUCCAUGCGGUGAUUCCUACUCCAGAGCCCUGUCUGUUUUUAAUGCCCUUAAGAUCAGGACCAUCCAGUCCUGGUUUUGGUCCUUGUCCUCCUUUAGUACAAGGAUUUCUUCAGAUAGGUUCCACCCGGUAUGUCUAAUGUGGACCCUGAACCAGCCUCUAAAGGUGCCUUUUUAUACAGAGGGUACCUGAAAUCAUGCUCAAGGACUUUGUGAACCUGCAGCUGAGCGAUCAUGUGACAUGAGAACUGUAUGCAAGUGGAUCCUGUUUGUAUGACAAUAACGAGGAGUUCUAAAAGCUGAUUCGCUGGUUUUGAUCACAGGAAGUGAAGAAGAUCAUAUGAUCAGAGAGGAUGGUGAUGAUGACUUUCUGUUUUUAGAUCUCUGUCUGAUCUCUGAUUAGUCGGACUCCCGCAGACGUCGAUGGUUUGGUGCUGAUGUACAGAGGACUUUCAAACUGUUCAACAUGAAUCCAAUAAACAUCUUCCAUUUUGAA